Talaromyces atroroseus is the source of this 1428-nucleotide messenger RNA. RefSeq lists its product as hypothetical. The record is from RefSeq and is a predicted model, not a curated record. Gene Ontology annotation, molecular function: transmembrane transporter activity. Gene Ontology annotation, biological process: transmembrane transport. The coding region runs from base 1 to 1428 and encodes 475 amino acids. The transcript is spliced from 10 exons. Gene Ontology annotation, cellular component: membrane. Lineage: Eukaryota; Fungi; Ascomycota; Eurotiomycetes; Eurotiales; Trichocomaceae.
AUGGCCAUGAGCAUCGACAAACACGUCUCGCCAACAGUGGCCUUUCCCCACGAUGAGACAGCCAAUCCAAAGCCCAACAGACGCUGGUUCCAUUGGCACGAGCCUGGCACUACAAAGGAAGAGAAGUGGUUGAUUUUCAAAUUAGACUUCUUCAUCUUGCUCUUCACCUGCUUGACAUUCUUCGUGAAAUACCUGGAUCAAACAAAUGUGACAAAUGCGUAUGUUUCUGGGAUGAAAGUGGACCUCAAUCUCAACGGCAAUGAAUUGAAUUGGUUCACCACCUAUUUCAACAUCGGCAUUAUUGUUGGUGGUCCAUUUUUCACCACAGCCAUGACGGUAGUCCAUCCACGAUACUGGCUGCCAGCGUGUACUAUGAUCUGGUCCUUCUUUGUUCUGUUCAUCUACAAGGCAGAGUCUGCCAGGACAAAUUUUUAUACUCAGAUUGGAAGUUGGUAUCGUGCCUCCGAGAUAAGCCGCCGUUCCACCUUGUUCAUGUUUUCUUCGGUUGGGGGACAAAUGCUAUCGGGCUAUAUUCAAGCAGGACUCUACCGCAAUAUGGAUAAUCAUUUAGGUCUAGCUGCGUGGCGCUGGCUUUUUAUAUUUGAUUUCAUUAUUGGAAUCCCCGUCGCAGUUUUUGGUUUCUUCUGCUGCCCUAAUGAGCCUAAGUCUUCCAAACCGUGGUGGAUGACUGAAGAAGAACGUCAGAUGUGUAUUCAUCGUCUGGCCGAAGAGAAGCGUGAUGCAGACAAAGCUUCGUGGAAUCUUGCGGCAGUGAAACGAUUAUUAACAUCUUGGCAGCUCUAUGCAUUUUGCCUGUCUUGGGGGUUCAUGGAAUUGACUUGCGGUGUGAAUCUACAGCGAUGGAUGACCCUAUAUGUCAAGUCUCUCAAGGUCGAUGGUCACUACAAGUACAGCGUCGAGAAGAUCAAUAAUCUCCCAACUGUCGUAGGAUGCGUGGAAUUGGUCUGGAUGGUAACCAGCGCUUUCAUCACUGACAUUACCCAGCGUCGAUCCAUCGUCAUCUUGACCCUGGGAUCAGUACAAUUAUUUGCCUACAUCAUCUUUGAGGUUUGGUCAAAUAACGAAGCGUUCAUGAUGGCCGCAUAUUAUCUCUGUAGCGCUUAUGGUGCUCUUGCGGCCUUGAUAAGCGCUUGGCUGAAUUCAAGCUGCCAUGGUGAUAAGCAACUACGUGCUCUGACAACAUCUCUUAUGAUUUCGAUUGGAUAUGCUGUCGAGACACCCGCCCAGCAGUACGUAUUUCCCGUGUCAGAAGCACCACGAUUUCGAAGAACACAUGGCUAUGUUUUUGGCAUUGUUUGGGUAGUUGUCAUGAUUGUGUGGUUAUGCAUCUUCCUGCCAAUGAUAGAGCGAUACUUUACGAAACGGGAGCAGCGGAUCGCAGAUGAUGAAAGUCACCACAGCAUAUAA